GACAGGGGUGUGCCGGUGGGGUGGUUGGUGGUGUAGGUCAUGACUGCUUCUGGGUGGCACAGCUGGAGCUGCUGCCUCACAGCUCCAGACACCCAGGGUCAGUCCUGGGCUCGGACGCUGUCACAUUCUCCCUGUGACUGUAUAUGUUUCCCUGGGUGCUCCAAUUUCCGCCAGCAUCCCAAAGACGCGCGGCAGCCACCCCUGUUGCCGUAUUUUUUUACUGAGUUGUUUGCUAUGGCCUUGGUGAGUCUGAUGGUCAUCUACGAGGAUGACUCUGUGGAAAUCCAAUAUACGGACGGCUCCAACCUCCAGCUCUCCCCUUGUGGAUCAGAGUUUAUGAUCGAGAAGGGUCCUGCGCCGAACUUGCACCCCUUGCAGAGCUGCUGCCGGGUCCGCCAGCGAACGCCAUUUGUCAUCAGCAUUUACAAGGAGCAAGUUCUGCAUGCACUGGAGUUCAGGAAUCGAUUUGCCUCUCGUCCUUAUCUCCCUGCAGAUCUGAUCACUGCAGACAAGCUAUUGAAUCUGUUCCUUGAUAUCUCUGAAGUGAAGUGGCCCGGUGCCAAUAGUGAAGGUGCAGUGACAGUUGCCGACAAUGGUCAGGUUACGGUCUCCUCCCUUGGAGGUCACGCCUUCUUCUACUUGUCUCCAUCUCAGCUGGAGUUCACUGUGGAGUUCCUGGUGCGAGUCAGCCAGUCCAUCUUGGGCAAGCCACAUCUUAAACCGGGAUUGGUACAGAGUGACGGGCUUUGCCAGCCGCCUUGUUCAGAUCAGGAGAACGUGAAGCCUGUAGGACUUGCGUCUGGGCACAACGGUUCAGAGAGAAGAACCCGAAGUUGGCAGAAUCAAGCCCCAGGAGCUGCCCGUCCCUGUGAGUCACAUCUCAAGGACAGGGGGUCAACAGAGAUCUAUUCCAAGUACAAGUACCAGUACACCUGGGUGGUCCAGCAUCACACAGUGUCCUGGUGUCCACCAGAGUGGCGUCAUCCUCUGAGUCUGGCUCUUCGCUAUAAUCGCCAACAAGAUAAAUCACCAGGCCCAGACAGGAUGGGCGACCACCCAGGCAGUCCUGACAAGCCUGGGACACCGGGGCCUGUGGCAGUGCCAGAAGUGACCACUGUUCUUCGCAGCGCGCUGCCUCUUAACUGCCCAGCCCCACAUCUUCACAGAUGGCGAUACAGAAAUGUGUUGAGUCAGAGAAAAUUGGACUUGGAGACCUGUCUGUGUUCAGAGCCAGUGAAAGUGGUUUGGUGCCAAGGGGUUGUCUACAGGGUAAUUGCAGGGUCAGUGACCUCUGUGGAAAUUUACCCAGGAGAUGGUUCUGUUCUCAAACCCCAUGAUACCAUGAGCAACUACUUCACUCAUUAUCGAGUGGGACACACUGAUGGGCAGGGAGAAGAAAGAAUGUACAGGGUGAGCAGUCUUCCACCUGACACGGCCGGCUCCAAGUACUCCGUCCGUUCCGUGGUCACACGUGCAGUCAGGAUCCUGCAGUGCUGGAACCAGUUUAAGCUGUCUCUAAAACCGCCCAGUGUGAGCUGCUGGAAAACGGAGGAGUUCCAGUCGGGGCUUUCUAACCAGCUCCCAGUUAUUCUCGCCGAGGAAGUGAUUCGGAAUGUUGGAAGAUUUUUGGCGUUUUCCGAUGGACGGGUCCACAUCACUUUCUGCAACGGUGUGAGACUGAACACAACCUGGGACUUUGGGUCCCAGUGUAGACGAGAGGAGCAGACCUUGUCCCAGCAGUGGGAUCCCUUGAUCUUGCCUAUGGCACAAAGUGAAACACAAACUGACAUGAUGCCUGGUUGGUACCAAUUACUGUUUCCAGAUGGAUCCUCCCAAUUGGUGCAGAUGCAUUCUGCUGGAAGCUACGAGAGGUACCUUACUGCAGCAACGGACUGGUGUCGAUACGUGAAUGAAAACCCACAUCAGAGAAAAUCCAAGGACCUGCCCAAACUACAGGCGAGUGGGCAGGAUGAGAACUGGUCUGUCAUCUCAGAACUUCAAAAAAUCCAAAGGUUUAACUUUCUGCUGGAGAACUCCAACUGUCUGAAGCGAGAGUCCUCGUCAUGCGCUGGUCCUGUCGCUCAGCAGCCCACGGCAAUGACCAGCUCCUCGCAGGGAGAGGAAGGUUGGAGCGUCGAGGGAGCACUGAGGCAGACGGGCAGGGCAAUCCAAGAUAUCGAGCUGCUGCUGGAGGCAAACCAGAAAGUGCGGAGAGGAAAAUCAGCUGAGAGAGGUGAAGGAUUGGGCACUGUCGGGGAAACAAAGGGGUGCAGUGGAUAACAGAUCAGUGUAGGGAGGUGUCCCUGAGUCUGCUUGACGUGUGGAAGGCCACGUCAAAAAACUUAACGCGGGGAACUUGUUUGGUUACCUUGUUGGUCACUGCGUCUUCAAGACGUGUCAUAAACUUCAGGACAAUGGACUAUCCGUCUGAUGACCGUCCACUCUUUUGAUUCCACGUGUUUGUGAUGUGCUCCUGGCGUUUAAAAGAUGCAGUCGCCACAGAGGCGAGGGUUCUGAGACUGUGGGGGGAGAAAGAAUUGUCAACAUAUUGGAUCAAAACCCUCUGCCAGUGGAGAGGGGAGAUACCAGGGUAAA
This is a messenger RNA of Pristis pectinata (smalltooth sawfish), 2595 nucleotides long. It is a transcript of the gene c7h5orf34, whose product is annotated as chromosome 7 C5orf34 homolog. Lineage: Eukaryota; Metazoa; Chordata; Chondrichthyes; Rhinopristiformes; Pristidae. The record is from RefSeq and is a predicted model, not a curated record. The transcript has 13 exons. Bases 40 to 2280 code for a protein of 746 amino acids.